UUCCGCGCUGAUUUCUGGCGUAGGCGCCGGAGCAGAAGCUGCUGCCGCUCGGGAGUCGGUUCCUCUGCGACUUCUAGCCCCCAUGGCCGACCUGGAGCUCUUCGGUGCUCAGCAGCCGCCGGCAGCCGUCGGUAACGGGGCGCUGGAUGGCGCAGAGGAGGAUCCUGCCGCCGCUUUUCUAGCGCAGCAGGAGAACGAGAUCGCGGGCAUCGAGAACGAUGAAGGCUACAGCAUCCUGGAGAGCGGCGAGGUGCCCGCGGCGCUGCAGGGUCCGGAGGGCAUUGACUCGGGUGCUGUUGAUGGAGUGCUUAAUGGAGAUGUCUAUAAGGAGAGCAAUGGUCCACCGGACUCAUUUGCUGCCAUAUCCCAAGUAGAUCGACUGCAGUCAGAACCGGAGAGUAUUCGUAGAUGGAGAGAGGAGCAAAAGGAGCGCCUGGAGCAACUUGAUGCGAACUCACGAAAGCAGGAAGCGGAAUGGAAAGAGAAAGCAAUAAAGGAGUUGGAGGAGUGGUAUGCAAGGCAAGACGAAAAGCUCCAGAAAACAAAAGUGAGCAACAGGGCAGCUGAAGAAGCCUUUGUGAAUGAUGCAGAAGACAUUUUUCCAGGCACUGAGUGGGAACGUGUGGCUCAGCUCUGUGACUUUAAUCCCAAGUCUAGUAAGCAGGCAAAAGAUGUGUCCCGCAUGCGUUCAGUCCUCAUCUCACUCAAGCAGGCUCCGCUGGUUCGCUGAAGGAAAGCACAAUGGAAACACUACAAAUGCAGUAUCUUAACCUUACUCAGAGAAGCUAUGUUUGCAGUAAUUGGAUUAAUUGUUUCAAUGUUUUUUUUGGACCAAACUUCAUGAUGUAUCUAGAGCUGAUCAUUGUCUGAUUGCAUGUUCUUCCUCAUGUUUCCUUUCUGUGUCUGAAAUGGGAGAACCUUCAAAACUGUAGUCUCUGUGCCAUUAUGCACUGAGAUGUCUCUUCCGACAUUACUGAUUAAAGAUCUGUUAAACAGCAAAA
This is a messenger RNA of Phalacrocorax carbo (great cormorant), 1001 nucleotides long. The record is from RefSeq and is a predicted model, not a curated record. Lineage: Eukaryota; Metazoa; Chordata; Aves; Suliformes; Phalacrocoracidae.